Molecule: messenger RNA, 1644 nt
Organism: Peronospora farinosa
Lineage: Eukaryota; Oomycota; Peronosporomycetes; Peronosporales; Peronosporaceae
Source: the annotation of a GenBank genome assembly
AUGUUUGGCGCGACUACAGGAUCGACGCAGCCAGCGGCUACUGGCUUUAACUUUGGCGGAGGGGCAGCUGCAACACCUUCUAGUGGGUUCAGUUUUGGUGCCACGCCAGCGAAGACUACAGGGUUCGGUUUUGGGGGAGCUGCGACGUCUUCGGCCCCUUCCACUGGCUCGACGGGGUUUAGUUUUGGAGCGACGCCCGCUACGGCUCCUGCUACUUCCAGUGGCUUUUCUUUUGGUGCUACGCCUGCUGCAGCUCCUGCUACUUCCAGUGGCUUUUCCUUUGGUGCUACGCCUGCUGCAGCUCCUGCUACUUCUAGUGGCUUUUCCUUUGGUGCUACGCCCGCUGCGGCUCCUGCUGCUUCUAGUGGCUUUUCCUUUGGUGCUACGCCUGUUGCGGCACCGGCUGCAUCAUCUAGUGGCUUUUCCUUUGGAGCUACGCCUGCUGCGGCUCCUGCUGCUGCUCCUAGUACUGGAUUCAGUUUUGGAGGUACCAGUGCAGUUCCGUCUGUUGGUGGUGGUGGCAGCUUUAAUUUUGGUGGAACGGCUGCACCUGCUGCAUCAUCUAGUGGAUUUAACUUUGGUGGGACAAGUGCAGCCCCGGCUGCUGCUAACUCUGGUUUUAACUUGGGUGCCACGGCGCCAGCUACUAGCACAGCACCAUCGUUUGGAUUUGGUGCCACUUCUGUUGCAAAACCUGCACUUUUUGGACAGCAGCCUUCAGCCACUAGCACCACCACGACGGGAUUUGGAGGUGGCUUUGGAGCAACUACAGGCACUGGGUUCGGGUUCGGCACAGGGAAUGGUACUACUGGAACUGGCACAGGCACAACAGGGUCGUGGAAUUUCGGCGGUAAUGGUUUCGGCACUGCAACACCUGGCGCAGCGCCUUCUAGCCUUGUUGCUGCCUCAACUGCUCCAGCUCCGAUCAUCCUGGGUGCAGAUGCCUCUGUUGCUCAGCUGAACACAGUCAAGGCUGCAUACCAGGAUCUUACUCAGUCACGCUUCAAGUUUCUCAUGUACAACACUGUUGAUCCGACGCAGCGACAUUUGUACGUUCGACCACCAUACAUCAGUGAACGCUUGUGGAAUCAGGCAGAGCUGGACAACCCAGAUCCGCUUAACUGCACACCUGUCCCUAUCUUGGGUUUUGAUAAUCUGCUCAAGCGUAUUAAGGCGCAACAGGAGCAUGCGGAGAAGUACAACAAGUACACGGAUGACCUACGAGCACAACUUAAUGAGAUGGACAAACACACGCGGGCGACAGAGGAAAAGCUUGAAAAAUGCCGCCACGAGCAUGUGCAGCUCUUUCACGCGCUAGUAAAGGUCAUGCGAGACAUUGAGCUUUUACAGAAUUACGGCAAGCCACUUCAACGCGAAGAGAUGCAGCUGGCGAUGAUGUUGAAGAAGCUUCAGACACUGUUGGACUCGCCAGGUCAGUACAAAGCACGGCUGAAUGAUGCUGUCUCACUUCAGCGUGUUCAGAAAACGGCACUACCUCCUCCGACAAAUCAACUCAGCCCGCAAGACCUGCAGCGACUCUAUGAGCUUAUGAACAAACAGAGACAGGGACUGGAACACCUGACAAACAUUGUCAACGAUGACCUCGCGGACAUUGAGCUCAUUAAGGAAACCUGGCGACGAUAG